AUGGUCAGGUAUGUUCUGAAAAUCGCCAUUGUUGACAUCAACAGCAGUGGAAUGAACGGGAGAACUCCAGUAAUGUUGGCGGCACGAAAAGGAUUUAAGAACAUAUUUGACCUACUCGUCAACACAGGAUGUGAUCUGACACAAGUGAGCGAUGAUGGAGACAAUAUUCUUCACCAUGCCUGUUUGGGAGGCUAUUUGGACAUUGUGAGAUAUAUCCUACAUGAACACAUUGUGGACAUCAACAGUCGGGGGAAGUAUGGCAGAACGCCGGUGAUGAAGGCAGCAUGGGGUGGCCAUAAGAGGGUAUUAAAUCUCCUUGUAGGCAAAGGUGGUGAUAUAUCCCUCUUGGAUAAUGAAAGCGACAACAUUAUCCAUGUUGCCUGUAUAAGAGGCAACGCACCCAUGGUGAAGAACAUUCUCUCAAAACACAUCGUUGGCAUCAACAGCCGAGGACGAAAGGGGAGGACGCCACUGAUGGUGGCUGCACAAUAUGGCAAAAAGGAACUCUUUAACCUUCUUCUAUGUGAAGGCGCCAAUAUGUUUCAUACAGACGAUGAUGGGAACAACAUUCUGCACGUGUCCUGCAUCGGAGGCCACCUGCACAUGGUGGUGUACGUCCUCUCGGGGUUUAUAUUUGACAUCAACAGCAGAGGCAAGUCUGGACGUACACCAGCAAUGCUGGCUGCAGAGGAAGGACAUAGAAAUGUGUUUAACUUGAUUGUCAGUAGAAACUGUAAUCUGAAUCUUGGCGAUUCGUGUGGUAACAAUUUCAUACAUAUUGCCUGUCUUGGGGGCAGCACGGAGAUGAUGAAUUAUCUCCUCUGUCGCAACACUGAUGCCAUCGAGAGCAGAGGCAGAGAUGGGCGCACUCUGAUCAUGUCCGCUGCAGAAAAUGGUCACACGGGAGUGGUCAAGCUGCUGUUGAGUAAAGGAUGCGAUGUAACGAGCCUUGACGACUAUGGUGAUAGCAUCCUCCACAUUGCGUGUAGUGGUGGGCGGGUGGACAUGGUGACGUUCGUCCUCUCACUAGGACACUUUGACAUCAACAGUCGAGGGAGGUUUGGCAGGACGCCGGCCAUGGUAGCAGCAGAAAAAGGACAUCGACAAGUGCUUGACUUUUUAGUGUGUGAGGGAGGGGAUCUGUCACUUAAAGAUACUGAAGAUGACGACAUUCUUCAUGUCGCCUGCAUUGGGGGAGAUGUAGAAAUGGUGAAGCACAUACUGCAGAUGAACGUUUCCAACAUCAACAGCAAAGGAAAGUACGGGAGAACACCUGUGAUGCUGGCAGCAGAGUUUGGCCAUAUAGAACUGUUCUAUUUCCUUGUGUGUAGAGGAGGCGACCUGAUGAUGGUUGAUGGCAAUGGAGACAGCAUCCUGCACGUUGCUUGUGGAGGAAGUGUGAAGAUGGUCAAGUGUCUCCUCUCAAUCGAUAUCAUUCACAUCAACAGCAGAGGUUGCUAUGGUAACACCCCCAUCAUGACAGCAGCCAGCAGAGGACACAGGGCAGUGUUUGAGCUGCUAGUAAAGAACCAGGCAGAUCUGUCCCUCGUGAAUGAAGACGGGAACAACGUCCUGCACGUAGCAUGUAUUCACGGGAGUGCCAGCAUAGUCAACUUCAUCCUCCUGAAACAUGUUGUUGACAUUAACGGUAGAGGGAAGUACGGGAGAACUCCGGUGAUGUUGGCAGCAGAGUUUGGGAACAGUGACGUGUUUGAACUGCUUGUACAACACGGCGCAGAUGUAACCCUGAGAGAUGAUGACGGGAACAACAUCCUACACGUGUCAUGCAGCGGUGAUAAUGUGACGACCAUAAACGCUGUCUUGGUGAAUCGCAUGACUCACAUCAACAGUAGAGGACACAGUGGGAGGACCUCCCUGAUGUGGGCAGCAGAGAGGGGACAGACGGGUGUCUUUGACUUCUUGGUAAGGAAAGGAGCUGAUGUCACUCUAGUGGAUGAUGAUGGCGACAACGUCCUCCAUGUCGCCAGUGUCGUGGGUGACGCCGAUAUGGUGAGACACAUCAUCUCCAAGAACGUGGUGGACAUCAACGCCACAAACCAGCAUGGGCUAACGGCGGAUAUGAUAGGGAAACAGAAAGGCCACCACGCGGUGACGAGCAUCUUCAAUAUCCCUGCCAAAGGUUGUAAGUCUAAGGUCCGGAACAAACACAGCAAUGCCCUUAGUGACAGUAACCUUGUUGAUCGUGCAGACCCACGCUAGCCGUCUCAGACCAUGGUUGUUAUUCUCAUAGGUGGUCGUGUCAAGGUAUCAUGGGACAGAAAAUGUGAAGAAAUAAUUUAGCAAUGGUAGUUGUAUUUUGAGUCAUCUGUCAUGGAUGAAUAUUCCCCUAGUUUGACUACUAUCUACCUACUAAGGGGAUUUGUGUCGGGAAGAAUGAUAGGAUGGAACUAUAGUUUGAUGUUGGUGGUUAAGGUACAACCUGAUGUCAAAUACUGAACCAUGUGGAUACUUGUUUGGGGACAAUAUUCCAGCAAUAUCAUGGCGGGGGACACCA
This is a messenger RNA of Haliotis rubra (blacklip abalone), 2515 nucleotides long. RefSeq names its product ankyrin repeat domain-containing protein 17-like. NCBI's taxonomy places the organism in Eukaryota, Metazoa, Mollusca, Gastropoda, Lepetellida, Haliotidae. The record is from RefSeq and is a predicted model, not a curated record. The transcript has a single exon. Gene Ontology annotation, molecular function: protein binding. Bases 1 to 2220 code for a protein of 739 amino acids.